Messenger RNA from Prunus armeniaca (apricot), 783 nucleotides. NCBI's taxonomy places the organism in Eukaryota, Viridiplantae, Streptophyta, Magnoliopsida, Rosales, Rosaceae. The record is from the annotation of a GenBank genome assembly.
AUGCAUAGGUACACGAAAAUAUUUAAACGCAAUUGGGAACGGGGAAACUGGCCAACCACUUGUGCAAUCAAAACGGGCAGGUACACACAAAUAUCUAUAGGCAAUUGGGAACAGGGAAAAUGGCCAACCACCUAUGCAUUCAAAUCGGGCAAGUGGUUGGGGAAAUCAUGGUCGAACAACUGUGUACUAAGCACAAGUACAUGCAAAUAUCUAAAGGCAAUUGGGAACGGGGAAACUUUCGAACCACCUGGGGAAAUCAUUGUCGUGCACCUAUGUACUAAGCACGGGUAUAUGCAAAUAUCUAAAGGCAACAAGGAACGAGGAAACUGGCCAACCACCUAUGCAAUCAAAUCGGGCAGGUACAAGCAAAUAUAUAAAGGCAAGUGGCUGGGGAAAUCAUGGUCGAACAACUGUGUACUAAGUACAGGUACAAACAAAUAUCUAAAGGCAACUGGGAAUGAGGAAAUUGGCCAACCACCUGUCCAGUCAAAUCAGGCAGGUGGCUGGGGAAAUCAUGGUCAGACAACUAACUAUGCUCUAAGCAUUGGUACACGAAAAUAUUUAAAGGCAACUAAGAACGGGGAAAUUGGCCAGCCACUUGGGCUGUACACGCAAUAUCUAAAGGCAAUUGGAAACAGGGAAACUAGCCAACCACCUGUGCAGUCAAAUAGUGCAGGUGGCGGGGGAAAUCUUGGUUGGACAACUGACUAUGCUCUAAGCACAGGUACACGAAAAUAUUUCAAGGCAACUGAGAACAGGGAAACUGGCCAAACACCUGUGUAG